Lagenorhynchus albirostris (white-beaked dolphin) is the source of this 2244-nucleotide messenger RNA. It is a transcript of the gene STK16, whose product is annotated as serine/threonine kinase 16. NCBI's taxonomy places the organism in Eukaryota, Metazoa, Chordata, Mammalia, Artiodactyla, Delphinidae. Gene Ontology annotation, cellular component: Golgi apparatus; cytoplasm. The coding region runs from base 965 to 1882 and encodes 305 amino acids. The transcript has 8 exons. Gene Ontology annotation, biological process: protein phosphorylation. Gene Ontology annotation, molecular function: ATP binding; protein serine/threonine kinase activity. The record is from RefSeq and is a predicted model, not a curated record.
UGAGGACCAGGAUAAUAUUAUUAUUAUUAUUAAUUUCUGCUUAUUGACACUGCUGAGAGCUAUGUGUCAAAUACUGUGCUAAGCAAGCACUUUACCUCUCAUUUAAUCUCCAAACAACUCUAUGAGGCAGAUGAUUAUUAUUUCCAUUUUACUGAUGAGGAGAUUGAAGGAUACAAAUAUUAAGUAGCCUGUUCAAUGCCACACAACUAGUUUAGUAGAGCUGGGAUUUAAACAAGGCAGUCUGGCCUCACAAUUCAUGCACUUAACCUUAGGUACUAUUAUACCUAUUUUACAGUGAAGGAAAGUGAGCCUCCCAGAGGUUAAGUAACUUGUUCAGGUCACACAGCUAAUAGGCUAUUAAGACAGGAUUCAGACCCUAGACUGGUUCAAGAGCCUGAGCUCUUAACCACUGAGACUACGGUAAUGGGAUACAGGCCAGAGCCCUCAAGGUUGUACUGAUCAGAGCUCCAGGGGUCCAGGCCGCCAGCACCCGCCCCUCUCAGCAUCCACCUCGGGCUGGACCGUAGCUGGCUGCCCAGUGCACGGGAGAUAUGACGCCCCCUACCUCUGGCAUUGGGAGAUGGAGGUCCUGGGGGCCCUCAGGCCGAGGCCGGCUUUGCUCCCCUUUGGCGUAGGUGCCUGCGUCUUGACCCGUACUGAAGGCCAGGUGUGGAACCCUCACUCGGGUCCUGGGACCCGUCCUCCCGCAGGCCUAGCCAGCACCGGGCCUCUCAACUCCACGCCCCCACAUCGUCUGGGUGCCCAGAGGUUGCUAGCAUACUACGGGCCGUUACACAGGCGCGGGCUGAUGACGUCACCGCUGUUUCCGGUGUCUGGCGCUUCCCUCCAGCCGAAGUCAGCAUGAUCCGCUGGACCCCCAGCGACUUGCCUGAAAGAGACCACUCAACCUGGACGAACCCUUUGGCAGCCCCAGACCGUCCUUGAGGAGGAUGACUGAGACACUAUGGGCCACGCGCUUUGUGUCUGCUCUCGGGGAACUGUCAUCAUUGACAAUAAGCGCUACCUCUUCAUCCAGAAACUGGGGGAGGGUGGGUUCAGCUAUGUGGACCUAGUGGAGGGGUUACAUGAUGGACAGUUCUACGCCCUGAAGCGAAUCCUGUGUCAUGAGCAGCAGGACCGGGAGGAGGCACAACGAGAAGCAGACAUGCAUCGCCUCUUCCAUCACCCCAACAUCCUUCGCCUUGUGGCUUAUUGUCUGAGGGAGCGAGGCACUAAACAUGAGGCCUGGCUGCUGCUACCCUUCUUCAAGAGAGGUACGCUAUGGGACGAGAUAGAACAGCUGAAGGACAAAGGCAACUUCUUGACUGAAGAGCAAAUCCUUCAGCUGCUGCUGAGUAUCUGCAGAGGACUGGAGGCUAUUCAUGCCAAGGGUUAUGCCCACAGGGACCUGAAACCCACCAAUAUCUUGCUUGGAGAUGAGGGGCAGCCAGUUUUAAUGGACUUGGGUUCCAUGAGUCAAGCAUGCAUCCACGUGGAGGGCUCCCGCCAGGCUCUGACCCUCCAGGACUGGGCAGCCCAGCGGUGCACCAUCUCCUACCGGGCCCCGGAGCUCUUUUCCGUGCAGAGCCACUGUGUCAUCGAUGAGCGGACUGAUGUCUGGUCCCUAGGCUGUGUGCUAUAUGCCAUGAUGUUUGGGGAAGGCCCUUAUGACAUGGUGUUCCAGAAGGGUGACAGUGUGGCCCUUGCUGUGCAGAACCAACUAAGCAUCCCGCAGAGCCCCAGGCAUUCUUCAGCCUUGCGGCAGCUGCUAACCUUAAUGAUGACUGUGGACCCGCAGCAGCGCCCUCAUGUUCCUUUCCUCCUGAGUCAGUUGGAGGCACUGCAGCCCCCAGCUCAGAGCCAGCACACUACCCAAAUCUGAACAAACCAGUGGCCAUGUUGAGAAGGUGGCCCUGUGCCUUGGGAAGAAGCUCCCACCCCUUAGUGGAAUCUCCAUCCCUUCUAACCAGGACAGCUUUCUUGUAGUUGGGGGCAGCUGGGGGGUGGGGACAGUCAGCUCAGUCUUCUGUCUCUGAUUCUGCUCCCUUACACCCAAGAGCAACAACUGGACUGGGGGCCUGACUGGGUAGUGGUGGGUGAGGGUGGGGAAUGGGGAAAGGGGAACUGAUAGAAUCUGGUAAAGGCUCUGAGCAGGACUGCUGAGCUUACAUCAUGAUCUGCCUCCAAAUCUGGGAGCAGGAAAAUGUAUGAAUAGAAGAAUAAAGUGAAAGUAGCUUGGUGUGA